AUGAAUUCGGAAAUUCGAAAACCAACCUGGGAUACUUACACAGCCCGAGACCUCGAAAUUCUUUCGGAUAUUAUAACAUUAGCUACAUAUACUUCACAUACUUCACAGAGCUCAAUAGAAAUUACACCAAUUUCGUUCAUGUCCUUAUUUCGUGCUCAUGAUGUUGUAUUGUCAACAAGAAGAAUUGACCCCAAAACCGAUACUACUUAUUAUCAAUUUUUGUUAAAAUUGCCAUUAAUGCCUGGUAACAAUUGGAGUGAUAAAUUUGAAAAUGCUAUCAGGGAUAUUGGAUCAAAAACAGAUAUUGAACAAUAUAAUUGGUUACUACGUCAAUCUAGUGAACUAUCUGAAUCAGAGUAUAGUACAGAAAGCAACAUUUCUUCUUCUCAACUGGAUCAUAGUAGUGUAGAAAAUAUUACUUUCGAUAAUUUUAUCAAAGCGAGUGAAAAUAAUUUAUCAUUCGUAUUAGAACAUAAAGAUGAUAACAAUGAAACGAGCGUUGAAUCAUCAACUAAAUUUGAUUCUCAGGGUUUUAAUGAUGAUGAUAAUGAGAAACAAUCACAUAUCAAGAGAGAUAUCUUCAAAAUUGAAGAAAUUGGUAAAUCUGAAGAAUAUACGCUCAAGGACGAUGAUUCGAUACUAAAAAAGAAUACAUGGAUUCCUAUAACAAAUGUUGAUAAUGUUAAAUCUAAUCCGGAUGGUUUUGAAGGUGUUGACGAUAAUGAAAAUGAGGAUCCUCAAGAAAUGGAAGAAUUAAAAGAGAAACUACAAAUAUAUUUUAAAGAAUGGAGAAGGUAUACAAUAAAAAUUCGAACGUUUCGUGCAAAAGGAAUAAGGCAAUGGAAAUUAGCUAUAAACUUUCAUCAAAAAAAGUUAUUAACAAAUUCUUUUAAUAAAUGGACAAUGAGAUAUCAAAAACAAUUAUUGAAAAAGCGAAUUCUUAGUGAGAAAUGUAAAGAAUUUAUUAUGAAAAAAUAUUUGAUUAAAUGGAAUCAUCGUAAACAAUACGUUUCUUAUAUGGAAAAGCAAGCUAUAGUUAUCAAACAAAGAAACCUGCUGAGACGUUACUUUGCCAUAUGGUUUAGUCGAUAUUUUGAUAAAUUAAUAACGACAUCACAAAAAUAUAGUAUAAUUGAUGAAGGUACUGAAGAAACUUUAGUACAAAGAGUUUUUGAAAAAUGGAGAAGUAGAUAUAUUCAUUAUGAAUCAUUAAAUGAAAUGGCUGAGGAUGAUUAUAAUACUAAAUUAAUGAGUAACGCAUUUUUACAUUGGAAAAGAGUAAAUAGAAAAAGACAACAAAUAAUUAAAGAAAUUGACCUGCAACUUAAAAAUAAAUAUUUUGUUGAAUGGUAUAGCAAGUGUUUACAAAAAUGGAAACAACUGCAUAGACAGAGACAAUUGGAAGUUAAAAUUUUACAAGAAUGGCAUAGUUGGGCAGCAAAAACACGUAGAAAAAGACUGUCUAUACAUUCUGAACAAACAAAUAGAAACUUGGUAAAGUUAAACAAAAGACAAUAG
Molecule: messenger RNA, 1518 nt
Organism: Funneliformis mosseae
Lineage: Eukaryota; Fungi; Glomeromycota; Glomeromycetes; Glomerales; Glomeraceae
Source: the annotation of a GenBank genome assembly